Messenger RNA from Cajanus cajan (pigeon pea), 1050 nucleotides. RefSeq lists its product as uncharacterized. NCBI's taxonomy places the organism in Eukaryota, Viridiplantae, Streptophyta, Magnoliopsida, Fabales, Fabaceae. The record is from RefSeq and is a predicted model, not a curated record.
UUGUGUACUUGUUUCUCAUGUAGCUAUCUCUAGAAAGAGAAUUAAUGGGACAAGGGCAAGAGCACAAGAGCCGAGCAGAAGCCCAAGUUGAAAUUGAGGAAAGAGGGGAGAUAUUUUUCUUCUACCGGCCUAAGGUUAGGAAGGAAGAAGCUCAUAAUGUUGAUGAUGUACAGCGUCUCUACAUUAUCAUGCAACCAGAGUCUGGUGAAAGGGCGGUAGAAGAGGGUGCCAGUGCCAAGAAAGGCAGCCAGGAAUUAGUAAAUAUUGAACAGCAGUCAUUAUUUCGGCUUAUUGUAAUGGGACGGAAACGACUGCCUGAUCCGAGCGAGAAAAGCCGACCCUAUUGGGGGUUUGUAGAAAUCGUUAGCACAGAUGCAGAUGAUGUGAAGACUGCCCUUCGAGGAUCAGGAGGGGAGCAUGAAAGUUCAAGACAUAGAUGUGGUGCUAGAGCAGUGGGAGAAGGCAUGUAUCGUAUUUUAAGGCACAAAGAGAAAAGAAGUCACACUCAUUUGGUGUACAAGCUUGAAUUUCCGAGUGAAGGUGAAAAGUGUGAACCGCAGGAAUCACUGAAUAUUGAACGCGAGGGGUCAUUCAUAAUUCAGAUAAAGAACCCGGAAAAAGCAGACGAGUGGGGUCUUCCAAAGAAACGGAAAGCUGUCUUCCCUGCCCACCUGCAAGGAAAGCUGGGGCAUGUGAAGUUCGCCCCCGCUGAUCCACCUGACUUUCUCAACUAUGAAGGCUGCGAAUUCUUGCUCAUAUCUGCUUCUGACCACAUUGAAGACGAGUUGGGUCUGCAACUUUUGACGGAACCAGAUGCAUCCUCUUCUGAUCUACUCAAUACUUUUGGAGCUGGAUCAACUACUUCCUUUCUUAAAGGAACUUGGACAUGAAGUCAACUCACUCUACGUUACCCUUACCCUUACUGUACCAUACCAUGUUUGCUCAACUUAGGCGCCUCGCUAAUAUAUAUGUAUUCCUUUCUAGUUUCUAUGGUUGGCAUGUACAUAUAUUGAUGCUUUAUUUUAAAAAUGGAAGAAUCAUCUGAGUGGA